GGUAUCUUGUGCAAGCCACACGACCGUGCCCUGCCUCAUAGCUAUCUAGGUGCAAGCAAGAGGAAGCUCGGCUUCAGCAAUGGCGUCCAGAGCAGCAGCCGCCGUUGUUUUAGCCCUGGCCUUGGUCUGCGCCGCACAUUCGGCAGCAGCCGCCGGGAAUCUGUCCCCUGACUUCUACAAGAAGGCGUGCCCGCAGCUGGACCAAAUCGUGGCAUUCCAUGUGGCGGAGACCUUCCGGCGCGACGUCGGCGUGGCGCCCGGCCUCAUCCGCAUCCUCUUCCAUGACUGCUUCACCCAGGGCUGCGACGCAUCGGUGCUCCUUAACGCAACCGACGGUGAGCAGAAGGUGGGGCCCAACCUAACACUUCGGCGGGUGGCGCUGGACCUCAUCGAGCGCAUCCGCAGCGCGGUGCACACCGCCUGCAAGGACAACAAGGUGUCCUGCGCCGACAUCACCGUGCUCGCCACCCGCGAAGCGGUCUUCAAGGCCGGCGGGCCGCGAUUCGACGUGGAGCUCGGCCGCCGCGACGCGCUCGCCCCGGCGCCUGCCCAGAUCAACAAGCUGCCGGGGCCCUCCUUUCCUGUGCCCCUGCUCAUCCAGUCCUUCAAGGGCCGUGGCCUCGACGUGGCGGACCUGGUGGCCCUCUCCGGCGCGCACACCUUCGGCGUCGCGCACUGCUCGCUCUUCCAGGACCGCUUCAAGCCGGGCUUCGGGAACCCGCCCAUCGACCCCAAGUUCGCCACGAUGCUCAAGGACAAGUGUGCCAAUGACUUCGACCGCAAAAAGACGCAGAGCCUCGACGUGCGCACGCCCGACGCCUUCGACAACCAGUUUUACAUGGACCUGGUCGCCAAGCAGGGGCUGUUCAGGUCGGACCAGGGACUCAUCGAGGACCCGGCCACCAAGGCCUUGGCCGCCCAGUUCUCCCUCGACCAGCGCGCCUUCUUCGAGCAGUUCGCCAAGUCCAUGACCAAGAUGACCAACAUGGAUGUGCUCACAGGCAAGCAGGGCGAGAUCCGGAACGACUGCGCCGUCCCCAACAAGCGCGUCACCGCCCACGGCGACGAGGAGGGCCAUGCCGCCGACAUGUGAGAGAUGAAAUAAUCUAGUGCUCGUGAGUGAACGCUAGGAUGCACGCACCAUGUGUUUGUGUGUGAGUGUGCUGUGCUGUCUAGUCAAUAAGACGAGUGUGCUGCUUAGUUCGUAUGCUUCCUAUAGCAUAGGGUCGACCGAGCUUCCUUUUGCACGCCGGUGUAAGAUUUCUUUCUUUUUUUUUGCGGGAAACCGGUGUAAGAUUUCAGUAGCAUCGUAAUGUCGUCUUUUAGAUUUCCAAAAUCGUAAUGUCUCACUAAGCUGCAAGACCAGACAUAGCAAUCUCAGUUCUUGUGUUUUUGCUCUUUGUUUUUCA
Triticum aestivum (bread wheat) is the source of this 1409-nucleotide messenger RNA. Its product is annotated as cationic peroxidase SPC4. The record is from RefSeq and is a predicted model, not a curated record. Lineage: Eukaryota; Viridiplantae; Streptophyta; Magnoliopsida; Poales; Poaceae. The transcript has 2 exons. Gene Ontology annotation, biological process: hydrogen peroxide catabolic process; response to oxidative stress. Bases 80 to 1093 code for a protein of 337 amino acids. Gene Ontology annotation, molecular function: heme binding; peroxidase activity.